Schistocerca nitens (vagrant locust) is the source of this 1086-nucleotide messenger RNA. RefSeq names its product E3 ubiquitin-protein ligase SIAH1A-like. The transcript has 2 exons. Lineage: Eukaryota; Metazoa; Arthropoda; Insecta; Orthoptera; Acrididae. The coding region runs from base 94 to 936 and encodes 280 amino acids. Gene Ontology annotation, molecular function: protein binding. The record is from RefSeq and is a predicted model, not a curated record. Gene Ontology annotation, cellular component: cytoplasm. Gene Ontology annotation, biological process: ubiquitin-dependent protein catabolic process; multicellular organism development.
CACACUGCAUAGCUUGGUGCCCUGUCUUGAGUGUGCUCCUGGUCACAGUAUUACGAUUUUCUUCUGGGAACAGUGUGGACUGAUUCUGCAGAUAUGAAGGAGGUGGUGUGGCUGCUACCAUCUCCUGGUGUGGAUGGCGGUGGUGCCACUGAGAAGCAGCAGCAGCAACUGGUGCAUUGCCAGGAGUGCAGCUUCCUCAGAUUGGGACCUGUGACCUGCUGUUCCAACAGCUGCUCCACCUGCUGCUUGCAUGGUGCCAAGUGCCACGUGUGCAGCAAAGUGUUGUUGUCGCCACUGGUCUUCUCGCUGAACCCGCAGCAGGUGACAGCUGCUGUGCCCUUAGUGCAGGGUGUGCAGCCCGGCUUCCACGACGGUACACCGCUACUACAGCUGGCCACACAUGACCACACCUGCGAGCACCACCUGCUGCACUGCCUCGUUCAGUCAGGCACGUGUUCAUGGCACGGCAAGCGUGCCGACCUGGAGGCGCACACCCAGGCCAAACACCCACAACACUUCGUGCGCUUCCCCAGCACCGUGGGCAACAGUGUCUCGUGGCGCAUCUCUAAGAAUGGCUGCUGCAUCGACCUGGUGCGCCAUCUUGUUGUGGCCUUGGGUGAGAUGUUCGUCUACCAAAAGCAGUUCAGUUACCAGGAGCGUCAGCUGUUCAUUGCCAUUCAGCUGGUGGGCCCUCCUGAACGUAGCAGGCUCUACCGGUACAAGUUCAGGCUCACCCGCAAUGAGGGUGCCCACUGUGUGACUUUCGAGCAUGCUGUCCAUUCACAGAAUGAGAACCUGCAGCGAACAUUCGGCCUCGGUGACUGCAUCAAAGUGCCCUAUGAUACUAUCUCUCAGUUCUGCCAUGGCGAGAGGGUGCUUAUACUGUGUAAGCUUGACCCGCCGUAUGAGCCAAAUGUUGAAACCACACAUUUGUAGUCCUCCAAUUACUGUGAUGCAUAGUUUUGAUGCUAUGGUUAUCACAGACCUACUAAUGUCUUGUUAAUACAUAGCCUGACACAAAAUCGACACCGCUUAUCACAUAUCAGUGAAAAUUUAAGGUGUAAGAAGAUUAGUGGCAGAAUCCAC